This is a messenger RNA of Hansenula anomala, 1989 nucleotides long. RefSeq names its product NADPH-adrenodoxin reductase (gene ARH1). Gene Ontology annotation, biological process: ubiquinone biosynthetic process. The record is from RefSeq and is a predicted model, not a curated record. The transcript has 2 exons. NCBI's taxonomy places the organism in Eukaryota, Fungi, Ascomycota, Saccharomycetes, Phaffomycetales, Wickerhamomycetaceae. Gene Ontology annotation, cellular component: mitochondrion. Bases 1 to 1497 code for a protein of 498 amino acids.
AUGUACCGCCCUAGAGCAGUGAAGCCAAAUGUGCUGGCGUCAUUCCGCCGCUUCCAGUCUCAAUUCAACGUUGCCAUCAUAGGCUCAGGUCCAGCAGGUUUCUACACAGCUCAUCAUCUAAUUAAUAAGAAUCCAAAUGUUCAUGUAAACAUCUUUGAAAAAUUGCCCACACCAUUUGGGUUAUCAAGAUAUGGUGUUGCUCCAGAUCAUCCAGAAGUUAAGAACUGUGAAGAUACUUUUAAUCAAGUUGCUGAAAAUGAAAGGUUUAAAUUUUUUGGUAAUAUAACCGUGGGGAAAGAUAUUAGUCUGAAAGAAUUACAUAAAAACUAUAAUGCUGUUGUUUUUUCUUAUGGAUGUACACAAGAUAAUAAAUUGAGUAUACCUGGUGAAGAACUCCCUGGUGUUAUUAGUGCUAGAAAAUUUGUUGGCUGGUACAAUGGAUUACCAGAAUGUCAAGAUUUGAAUCCUCCAUUGAAUAAAAUUGAGGAUGUUGUCAUUAUUGGGAAUGGUAAUGUCGCUAUUGAUUGUGCUAGAAUAUUAUUGACACCACCUGAAGUGUUGAGUAAAACUGAUAUUUCAGAUAAAGCUGUUCAAGAGUUGAAGAGUUCAACAUUGAAAAAUAUAAAAAUUGUUGCAAGAAGAGGGUUUUUGGAAAGUGCAUUUACAAAUAAAGAGAUUAGAGAAUUAUUAGAAUUGGAGAAAUAUGGUGUUAAGUUUGAAGGUGUUGAUCCAAAGAUACUUGAUCCUAUAAUCCCUUUCAAAAAUAAAUUUGAUAGAAUUACUUCAAGAAGAUUGGAUCUGAUAUUGAAUCAAAUGAAACCACCACAAGAACUUUUCACAAAGUCUUGGAAAUUGGAAUAUUUACAAUCUCCUAUUGAAGCAUUUGAAAAUUCUAAAAAUAAAAGAUUAGUAUCAUCAAUAAACUUACAAGAAAAUCAACUAUACCAUGAAUCCCCAGAUUCCCCAGCAAAAGUCAAAUCAAUACCUGGUGCAACCCAUUUGGAGAAAGCAGAACUAGUUAUAACUAGUAUUGGCUAUAAAGGUGUUUCAAUCCCAGGAAUGAAUGAAUUGGGUAUAAUAUUUAAUGAAAGAAAUGGAACAAUUUUGAAUGAUAAUGGUCGUGUUCUAGCUGAGGAUCGCUCAGUAUUACCAGGGUUUUAUGCAUCAGGAUGGAUUAGAAAAGGUUCUGCAGGUGUUAUUGCUUCUACAAUGAUGGAUUCUUUCACUAGUGCUGGUUUCAUAUUGGAAGAUUUUGAAAAAGGUUUGAUAAAAGGAGGUGAUAAGAAGGGGUUUGAGAAUCUGAAUUUAGGAAAAAGUGUUGUUAGUUGGAAAGAUUGGGAGAAAUUGAAUAAGUUUGAAAAGAAGCUUGGUGAAAGUUUUGAUAAAUCAAGAUAUAAAGUUAUGAAUGUUGAUCAAAUGUUGGAAAUUAUAAGAGAUGAUUCAACAAAUGAAGACGAAAGAUUUGCAAAGUACAAGGAGCUCGUCUCGAAUCAAUGAAAACGAGACUACGUGUAUAUAGUAUCUUAAAGAAACAUGAUGAGUUAAAUUUGAAAUUUUGAGUUUUUAUUGUAUUAUAUGAUUGUGAAAAAGUUGAACUACAGCUUUUCCAUCUUUUGUAUUUCUAAUAAAAAGUUUGUUUUUUUGCUUUAUAUGAAUAUCAAAUUCUUCUGGUACUUUAUUUCAUUUAAUAAUAUAUGAUGGUCAUGAAUUGUUUUUCUUUAUAUGCUUCAUUAUAAAUUCAUCUAAUGUUCACCAUUUUUGUGGUGACGUAAAUGGAAGUAGUAUUCACAAGAGUAACCAAAGAUUAAGAUGAAACCAGCUAAAUGUAAUAAUGGUUUACCAGUAGCAUUGUCACCGUUGAAGUAUUUUUCUUUAUAACGAGCAAUUGGACCAAAUGGUUGGUUUGGAGCACGUUCACCUUGAGGUAAAGAUUUGUAGAAUUGAACAACGUUGACUAAACGUUUGGCAUUUGGAGCAGCACCAAGGUUC